CUCGCGGGUCCUGAGGGGAGGAGGAGAGCCAGGGGCCGGGCACUGAGCUCUUUGGCGCCCCCACCCCCGUUUUCGGAGCCCUCCACGCUGCGGCCGCUGUCCCCUCCGGACCAUGGCCGACGACGACGUGCUGUUCGAGGAUGUGUACGAGCUGUGCGAGGUGAUCGGCAAGGGUCCCUUCAGUGUUGUACGACGAUGUAUCAACAGAGAAACUGGGCAGCAGUUUGCUGUAAAAAUUGUUGAUGUAGCCAAGUUCACAUCAAGUCCAGGGUUAAGUACAGAAGAUCUAAAGCGGGAAGCCAGUAUCUGUCAUAUGCUGAAACAUCCCCACAUUGUAGAGUUAUUGGAGACAUAUAGCUCAGAUGGAAUGCUUUACAUGGUUUUUGAAUUUAUGGAUGGCGCAGAUCUGUGUUUUGAAAUCGUAAAGCGCGCUGACGCUGGCUUUGUAUACAGUGAAGCUGUAGCCAGUCACUACAUGAGACAGAUACUGGAAGCUCUACGCUAUUGUCAUGAUAAUAACAUAAUUCACAGGGAUGUGAAGCCCCACUGUGUUCUCCUCGCCUCAAAGGAAAACUCAGCACCUGUUAAACUUGGGGGCUUUGGGGUAGCUAUUCAGUUAGGGGAGUCUGGACUUGUAGCUGGAGGACGCGUUGGAACACCUCAUUUUAUGGCCCCAGAAGUUGUCAAAAGAGAGCCUUAUGGAAAACCUGUAGAUGUCUGGGGUUGUGGCGUGAUCCUUUUUAUCCUGCUAAGUGGUUGCUUGCCUUUUUAUGGAACCAAGGAAAGAUUGUUUGAAGGCAUUAUUAAAGGAAAAUAUAAGAUGAAUCCAAGGCAGUGGAGCCAUAUCUCUGAAAGUGCCAAAGACCUAGUCCGUCGCAUGUUGAUGCUGGAUCCAGCUGAAAGGAUCACCGUGUAUGAAGCACUGAAUCACCCAUGGCUUAAGGAGCGGGAUCGUUAUGCCUACAAGAUUCAUCUUCCAGAAACAGUAGAGCAACUGAGGAAAUUCAAUGCAAGGAGGAAACUAAAGGGUGCAGUACUAGCAGCUGUGUCAAGUCACAAAUUCAACUCGUUCUAUGGUGACCCCCCCGAAGAGUUGCCAGAUUUUUCCGAAGACCCUACCUCCUCAGGAGCAGUCUCACAGGUGCUGGACAGCCUGGAAGAAAUUCACGCACUUACAGACUGCAGUGAAAAGGACUUAGAUUUUCUACACAGUGUUUUCCAGGAUCAGCAUCUUCACACACUACUAGAUCUGUAUGACAAAAUUAACACAAAGUCUUCACCACAAAUCAGGAAUCCUCCGAGUGAUGCAGUACAGAGAGCCAAAGAGGUAUUGGAAGAAAUUUCAUGUUACCCCGAGAAUAAUGACGCAAAGGAACUAAAGCGUAUUUUAACACAACCUCAUUUCAUGGCCUUACUUCAGACUCACGACGUAGUGGCACAUGAAGUUUACAGCGAUGAGGCGUUGAGGGUCACACCUCCUCCCACCUCUCCCUAUUUAAAUGGUGAUUCUCCAGAAAGCGCGAACGGAGAUAUGGAUAUGGAGAAUGUGACCAGAGUCCGCCUGGUCCAGUUCCAGAAGAACACAGAUGAGCCCAUGGGAAUAACUUUAAAAAUGAAUGAGCUAAAUCACUGUAUUGUCGCAAGAAUUAUGCACGGGGGCAUGAUUCACAGGCAAGGUACACUUCACGUUGGUGAUGAAAUUCGAGAGAUUAAUGGCAUCAGUGUGGCUAACCAAACAGUCGAACAGCUGCAAAAAAUGCUUCGGGAAAUGCGGGGGAGUAUCACCUUCAAGAUCGUGCCAAGUUACCGCACUCAGUCAUCGUCCUGUGAGAGAGAUUCCCCCUCCACUUCCAGACAGUCCCCAGCUAAUGGUCAUAGCAGCACUAACAAUUCUGUUUCGGACUUGCCAUCAACUACCCAACCAAAAGGACGACAGAUCUAUGUAAGAGCACAAUUUGAAUAUGAUCCAGCCAAGGAUGACCUCAUCCCCUGCAAAGAAGCUGGCAUUCGAUUCAGAGUUGGCGACAUUAUCCAGAUUAUUAGUAAGGAUGAUCACAACUGGUGGCAGGGUAAACUGGAAAACUCCAAAAAUGGAACCGCAGGUCUCAUUCCUUCUCCUGAACUUCAGGAAUGGCGAGUUGCUUGCAUCGCCAUGGAGAAAACCAAACAGGAGCAGCAGGCCAGCUGUACCUGGUUCGGCAAGAAAAAGAAGCAGUACAAAGAUAAAUACUUGGCAAAGCACAAUGCAGUGUUCGAUCAAUUAGAUCUCGUUACAUAUGAAGAAGUAGUAAAACUGCCAGCAUUCAAAAGGAAAACACUAGUCUUAUUAGGUGCACACGGUGUUGGGAGAAGACACAUAAAAAACACUCUCAUCACAAAGCACCCAGACCGGUUUGCGUACCCUAUUCCACAUACAACCAGACCUCCAAAGAAAGAUGAAGAAAAUGGAAAGAAUUAUUACUUUGUAUCUCAUGACCAAAUGAUGCAAGACAUCUCUAAUAACGAGUACUUGGAGUAUGGCAGCCAUGAGGAUGCGAUGUAUGGGACAAAACUGGAGACCAUCCGGAAGAUCCAUGAGCAAGGCCUGAUUGCAAUACUGGACGUGGAGCCUCAGGCACUGAAGGUCCUGAGGACUGCAGAGUUCGCUCCUUUUGUUGUUUUUAUUGCUGCACCGACUAUCACUCCGGGUUUAAAUGAGGACGAAUCUCUUCAGCGUCUGCAGAAGGAGUCUGACAUCUUACAGAGAACAUACGCACACUACUUCGAUCUCACAAUUAUCAACAAUGAAAUUGAUGAGACAAUCAGACACCUGGAGGAAGCCGUGGAGCUCGUGUGCACGGCCCCACAGUGGGUCCCGGUCUCCUGGGUCUAUUAGGCCUCUCCCGAGAGGCCUGCCGUGACCCCGGGAGCCACCUCAUUCAUGGAAAAGCCUCUUUGUUACCGGCCGUGUGUCAGCAGGUCAUGGUCCCUAGAGACUACCUAGUUGUAGUGUGACCUCCAUUUAUAAUUAUUGUCAUGUCCGAAUAGAUAGGAGGAGAAAACAAUUACACACUCAUUUAAAGAGACAGUAUCUUUUUUAAUCAGUUCUCCUAAACUUUAAUAAAAUGUAUCUUUAAAUGUA
This is a messenger RNA of Hyaena hyaena (striped hyena), 3121 nucleotides long. It is a transcript of the gene CASK, whose product is annotated as calcium/calmodulin dependent serine protein kinase. The coding region runs from base 113 to 2875 and encodes 920 amino acids. Gene Ontology annotation, molecular function: signaling receptor binding; ATP binding; protein kinase activity. The record is from RefSeq and is a predicted model, not a curated record. Lineage: Eukaryota; Metazoa; Chordata; Mammalia; Carnivora; Hyaenidae. The transcript has 26 exons. Gene Ontology annotation, biological process: regulation of neurotransmitter secretion; protein phosphorylation. Gene Ontology annotation, cellular component: plasma membrane; cell-cell junction; basolateral plasma membrane.